This is a messenger RNA of Penaeus monodon (black tiger shrimp), 3615 nucleotides long. RefSeq names its product ADP-ribosylation factor-like protein 4C. Gene Ontology annotation, biological process: intracellular protein transport; vesicle-mediated transport. Bases 380 to 997 code for a protein of 205 amino acids. The record is from RefSeq and is a predicted model, not a curated record. Gene Ontology annotation, cellular component: cytoplasm. The transcript has a single exon. NCBI's taxonomy places the organism in Eukaryota, Metazoa, Arthropoda, Malacostraca, Decapoda, Penaeidae. Gene Ontology annotation, molecular function: GTP binding; GTPase activity.
CGUUAUCGAGAGAGGAACUCUAGCAGCAGCCUCCUCCGGCCCAGUUACUUGUUACAGAGCCAUGUAAUUGUUACCACAGUAAUAUAGAUAACAGAAAAUGUGUUUACGUGAUUAAGUUGAGUGGCUUAUCGGUGCAUUUUGAUAGAAACAAAUUUGAUAUUCUUGUGAAUAGUUGCGACCACGUUAUUUUACAAGAGCUAUCGUGAAUAUUAUUGACGUGGGGUCGGUGAUGAGUCAGUGAAGGUGCAUUAAAUGGAACGUGAGCCUCGACAGAGCUUCGGUCUCAUGACGCGGCCGUCAUGACCUGAUCCCCGACGCAGCAGCAGCCCCUGGUCAUGAACAGCGCGUGUCGUGUCCCUGUUAUGGCGCGGGUGUGAAGAUGUGUUCCUGCCUGUGGGCGGGGCUGGUGGAGGCGGCCCAGUACCUGCUGUGGGAGGCGGCGGCGCUGGUGCGGCCCCCGGCGCACGUGGUGCUGGUAGGCCUCGACUCGUCAGGCAAGACCACGGCGCUGUUCCGACUGCGCUACGGACAGUACGUGAAUGCCGUGCCCACCGUGGGCUUCAACACGGAGAAGGUACGGGCGGGCGGCGCCAACUGGCUCAUCUGGGACGUGGGCGGCGCGGAGCGAGUGCGCCCGCUGUGGCGCUCGUACACUCGGGCCACCGAUGCCCUCAUCUUCGUGGUGGACUCCAGCACCAGCGAGGAGCGGCUGGAGGAGACGCGGGUGGAGCUGCAGCGCCUCACAAAGCAGCAGACGGCGCAGUGCGUGGCGCUGAACCGGCCUCGCCCGCCGCUGCUGGUGCUUGCCAACAAGCAGGACCUGCCGGGGGCGCGGGAGCCGCAGCACCUGGCCAAAGCGAUGGGGCUGCCCGAGCUGCCCGACUCGCAGCCGUGGGCGGUGGCGCCGGCCUGCGCGGUCACCGGCGAAGGCUUGGACGAGGCCAUGGCCACCCUGCAUCAGCUCGUCCUCAAGUCCCGGCAGAGCAGACCGCGGUAGACUCGAGGCGGUCUGUGCGCAGGUCGGGGACCCUCGCCCAGGACAGCAAGGGAAGGUCUUUCGCCGACGGCCGCACGGGUCAGGACGCCCAGCAGGCGCAGGCAGCCGAGGGCAACGCAGGAAAGUGAGAUCACGAUACAACGUAUCUCAGUGUGGCGGCCUGACCCUGUGGCUGCUUCUCAUGGGCAAAAGAUCACAUGAUCUUGCAUAUUGCAACUUCCUGCCAGAAUGCUAGUGGCGUCAUGGUGAAUGCAUCGAUGAAACCACGGUAGUCCUGCAGUGCAAAGGAUCUGCUGACUUGCAUCCUGUCCCGCUCCUGAUAGCCAGGUCCCCAGCAAGCAAAAUAGGACAACUAGAGCUCAGCAGCAGUGACUUUAUCAUUCCCCAGCGAUUCCGGCGGGACAGCAGCGCGCAAACCACACCAUCAGUAGGUCAUCAACACUCAGGGAUGAUGGCAGUACCAAGGCCGCUCCCCUCCGGGGCUCUGGCGUUCCCCAGGGCUCCCUCCUGGUACUCUCGCCUCCGUUAUCUCGAGUUUCGCACUAGAGGAGAUGUCUCCUGGCAGAGAUGCCAAGCGGGACCAUCUCUGUUAAAAGAUGAGAUUUCUUAACAUCGCGCCAGAAGCACUAACGGCUCAAGGUUAACCACCGUAGAGCAGCUGUUGUGCAACCCGUGGCUCCGUGGUAAUCGUGGGAAAGGUACUGUGGGCGAGUACCGCGGCGCCCAUGCAUGGCGGUUUCUGAGGCGCUCUGUGCAGAGCUUGAGUGACAGGUUCAUGCUGUUAUAUCCGCUUUAGGACAUUGUUCUUCCCCGAGGUCCCACACCGCCUGCCUCCGUGCAUGAAUGAAGAACAUUUGUGGCUCGUAAUAUAUUUUUUCCCCUAAGGUACCUUAUAUUGAAAUGCAGUUGCUUCGCUCGCACAGUAACAGAACAACCUGUACUUAAUGAAAACGCCUUUAUUAAGUAUUUUUAACCUAGUCGUACCUACACCACAAGCAGACUCUGUGCGUAUAGCCUGGCAAGGUUUACAGCCUGGGGCUACUUGCAACUGUGGGAUAAGUAGUCAUUUGUAACUACGAGGACAGACUGCUCCUGAUAAUACGGGCCGCGAUAAUAUGAUCUUUGGACUGUCUUCUACUACAAGAACAAUACUAUAUUACUUUAUGAAAUAAACUGACUUGGUUUGUUACGAUAUCAAACCAUUUUGUGAAGUAUGCUCUUAGAACACGCAACGUAUGAAGUCUACAGUACACGCAUCAAUAAAGUCGUAAGGAGCCUCUGUCAGAGCCUCUCCGACGAAAUAAGGCCACGAGUAACCACUUCUCGGGUUCAUCGAUUUAUCAGCCGUACUACCACAACUCAGCGUGCCUUGUUCAAAAUCCCAAGAAUCGGUGCUAGCACGGAGCUACGCGAGCAGAAUCGUCGUUUGAGGACACACCAGCUGUACAUCACCUCCCAGACGCUCCCACCUGCGGUCCGCUAAUUGUAGGGCCGAAACUUUAUGACGGAGGAGCAGGUUCUUCGCGCCGACGGUCCUGCUCUGGCGACGGAUGGCGGGCGGGCGAAGGGGGAUCACGGUGCUGCCCCCGAGAGGCGCGGAAGCGAGAACUUCGUUGGAUCUCUCUCUCUCUUUCCUCUAUUCCUCUUGCUCUUUCGUUUCCUUUUCCUCUUUCUCUCUCUCACUCUCCUUAUCUCUCUAUCUCUCUCUGUAUCUGUCGGUCUGCAUAUGAACGGAUCUUCACAAAGUUGACAGGGAAUAUGAUACAUAUCCAAAUCACCUUUUUAAUUUUUCGGGUAUACGCUUUAACGAACUCUGUUUCUCAAAUGAUAGCUUUCCGUGACAUGACGAGAGUUUAUCACUCAGCUUUAUCUCUUUUAUAUUGAUUCUUAAUGAUAAAGAAACACAGAAAUAUAGAUUACUGUUCUCCAGCUGUCACGGUGGCUUUUCGAAUUCUGAUAAACAUUACUGGAAUAUAAAGCUUGUUAUAAAUGUAUGCAUAGAGAGUUGUUGAACUUUUUUUCUAAUUGCUACAUGUGUGUUGCUUUUAUUUGUAAACCGAAAGGAAAUGUUUUGAUGUAUCAUGUAUUUGCUAUACCAUAAACCAUUUUGUAAAUUUACCUUAUUUGAUAUGCCGGUAAAUAGAAUGGUAUUGACAGUAUUACUGGGUCCUACAUUUUUAACUGUAUUUUGAAGUAGUUGUGUUAUUAUUAUUAUUUACUAUUAUUAUUAUUAUUAUUAUUAUUUGUAUUUGUAUUUGUAUUUGAGGUUUACAUGUAAUCAAUUAUCCUUUGUUAAAAUGCUCUACUCUCACGCACUACGACUCUCGUUCUUUCGUGAGUCCCUCCCUCCCCCUCUCUCUCUCUCGACGCCUCCCUCCCUCCCUCCCACCCACUCCCACGCCCUCACCCACGCCCAAACCUCUCCUCUUCCGCCCGACAGUUCUCACAAUUAUCCGUCUGGGCACUCCCCCCCCCCUCCUCCCUACUCCCUUAACCCCCCUUGCCUCCUCCUCGUAAUACCUCCCCAUCCCACCCCUCCCCACCCCCACGUGACCCCUCGGCGACCUGUGACCCCGACCUGUCUCCUUGCCUCGGAUUAACCCCCUUACCCCCCCCCA